This is a messenger RNA of Rangifer tarandus platyrhynchus (Svalbard reindeer), 252 nucleotides long. Lineage: Eukaryota; Metazoa; Chordata; Mammalia; Artiodactyla; Cervidae. The record is from the annotation of a GenBank genome assembly.
AUGAAAAAGCACCGCUUGGGUAAAGCGUGUGCGCUGCAGGUGGGGCGGCGAGGCCUGCUGGACCGAGGGCGUUUCUCUCCCAGUGAUGAAGAGAAGGGCCUCAAAAACAUGUCUGGGGCUUCAGAUCACACCCGAAGGAAGGGGAAGGACCUAGGAAAAAGCAUCCUGUGUGGCAAGAACCGGGAGAGUUUCCCUGAGGAACCUCCGGUGAUAGCAGCUCUAGAAUGGGAAGGAGAGCAGGCGGAGCCCUGA